CAACCACACAAAAGAAAUAGAAGAGUCAAACUUGACGUCCAACAACUCCCACGAAAUGGGAAAGCAAGAAACUAACUCCAUUUUUUUCUUUCUAAAGUCAUCCUCCCCCUCUCUAUAUAUUUAUUGACGACACAUAAAAUUCCAGAGAAAUCAAACACACAAACAAAGACAUGGGAAAGCUAAACUCAAUUCUAUUGCUUUGCUCUGUUACUAUUGCCAUGUUAUUGUCAAUUCCAGUAGCACAUUGCACUAUUGCUCAAGGACCUAAAGCAGUAGACCAAUGGUUCCAAAAUCUUGCCCAUGCAAAACCAAAAAUGACCAAACUUCACUUCUACUUUCACGAUAUAGUUAGUGGCAAAAACCCAACUGCUGUACCAAUUGCCAAGGCCAAUUCCACGUCACAUUCGCCUACGAGUUUUGGCCUGUUGGCAGUGUUAGACGAUCGAUUGACAACUGGACCUGAGGUCAAUUCAACGACUAUUGGUCGAGCUCAAGGAAUUGUGGGUGCAGCUUCUCUUGAUGAAUUUAGUUUAUUGAUGGGUCUUAAUUUUGUGUUUACACAUGGAAAAUAUAAUGGUAGUACACUUAGUCUUUUGGGACGUAACACGGUUUUGAAUGAAUAUCGAGAGAUGCCGAUUGUUGGUGGUUCGGGUGUUUUCAGGCUAGCUAGAGGUGUCGCGACUGCAAAGACGUAUGUUUUGAGGAAUAAUGGUGAUGCUAUUGUUGAGUAUAAUGUUGUAGUAAUGCAUUAUUGAGUGUUAUGUAUGUUGGCCGGCCAUGGAAUUGCUAAUUUUGUUUUGUUUUGUC
This is a messenger RNA of Lycium ferocissimum, 807 nucleotides long. RefSeq names its product dirigent protein 22-like. Lineage: Eukaryota; Viridiplantae; Streptophyta; Magnoliopsida; Solanales; Solanaceae. Bases 171 to 755 code for a protein of 194 amino acids. The transcript has a single exon. The record is from RefSeq and is a predicted model, not a curated record.